CUCCAGCACCUCGGCAGCAGUGGAAGAACGGAGGUGAAAGUUCGUAGCGGGGCAGCUGUGCUGGAAAACCAACUUGAGAGAGUAAUAUGGGGGAAAAUCAAGAUUAUACCGUUUCUUUACAAGAUAGCAAGGCUGCGUAUGUACUCAGCAAUGUUGCUGAAGUAGUUGAGCGAAUCCUGACGUUCGUACCAACCAAGUCGCUUCUCCGUAUCGCGAGUGUUUGCAGGCUGUGGAGAAACUGUGCCCGGAGAGUGCUGAGGACUCAGCAGGAGCUGACUUGGGUGUCGGCAUGUGGACCAUCUAACACAGAUGCACAUGUCCUCUGCAGCAACCUGGCUGACGACGUGGAGAAAGUGUUUCUCCUGCCCAAAACUGUUCUGGCAAUGGUAGACUGUGAGGCCUUCAAUGGGCAAGGGUAUUGCUACAGACAGGGUAAAGCAAAGAAGAGUCGCCACAGUAUAGACACAGUUGAAGAACUGAACCUGCUCUUCCCCAAAGGCUGUGACAUCAUGGGCAUUGCUACACCAGGCAUAGUCUUGACUCCCAGUGGCUCUUGCUCCAGCCCUCCUCAGGAGUACCAGGAAGGGGAGGCUGGCUUUGCAAUCAUGUUCCCCACCAUAGAAGGUGUCCACAUCAAGCCCUUUCAUUUUUGCAAGAAGUCAAUCUCCACAACAGCCCUGAAAGAAGCAGGACUAGUUGACAACCCAGAGCUGCGUGUGGUCCUGAUCUUUUUCUAUGAGGCAUAUAAAUCUGGAGGAGGACGCUUUCUCAGCCAGAUACUGGAGCCGCUGGCCAAGAGCAAAGCUCUCAUUGCUGGAGGGCUGGUAGAAAGUGUCUUCUCUCCUACCAGACACUGCUGUAGCCAGGGUGCAUACGGUGUGGUGGGGCUGGCCCUGAGUGGCCCUAAGGUGCAGGGGGCGUCUGUGCUCUUGGACCAAGACGUCAGCAACUCAAAGGCGGCUGAAGCCACGAUCGGGCGGCUAAAGGCGGCCAAAAUUCCAGAGAGGAAUACCCUAGGGUUCAUGUUCGCCUGCGUGGGGAGAGGCCAGAACUACUACAACAACCAGACCAACGUAGAAGCUGACGCCUUCCACAAGGUUUUCCCCAACACCCCGCUUUUCGGCCUUUUCGGCAACGGUGAGAUUGGCUGCGACCGAAUCAUUAAAGAUGACUACACGCUGUGCGACACUGACAUGGACAGUCUGCAGCAUGAGUACACUACAGUCAUGACCCUGGUCCAUCUAGGCUGACUGACCUGCUGUCACAAUGGACAAACGGGAAAAAAGACCCACCGCAUUCCUGUUUGCAACAGUGGUCGGGAACCAGAAACAUUACAAAAUAUUGCUUUCACCAUUCUGCUCAUAAAGCAAGUCUCCCUUUAGCCAUCAGUGUAAUGGCAUCAUUUGGGAAACUGUCCCUCGGAGACUGUGUGUGUAAACACGGCUUCAUAUUAAAACUGGUGUUUCAUAAAGUUCAGACAUAAAAAGUCAAACUGUUCAUCUCGUGUUACAUUCAAUUGUGAUAAAAAUACAAUGUGUUUAUAUUUUCCCCCAAUUUAACACACAUUCAGGGCAUAUCUUACCCGCUGACAUCGGCCUCAUGGUCUGUUUGCUUUGCAGGUGAGUAAAUUAUAUACACUUGUGUGUCCCACAAGCUAUUGUUAUAGUUGUUGAUUCACCGCAGGCACUUUUAUUCAUGUGAGCGUGGUCCCUCUUCCAUAAAAUCAAGGUGAUCUUGAUUGGAAUGCUCUUUCUUGUUAUGUAGGCUUUAUGAUAUUUAUGCUUCUGUCUUACCGAUGGAAAAACAAAUAAACCGUGAUAGCCUACAAAUUAAUAAUAUUAAUUUUGCAAGGUAUCUAUCUACCAUGGUUUAAUUGGACACAGGGAAGUCGGUCAGAAUCGUACUGUGCCUGUUUUUGUGUCCACAUGUCAGGUUAUAUCUACUACCUAUGGUUAAUGGUUACUUCAUCUCCAGAGCUCCAGACAGAAUAGAGAACAGGGUAGAGCAGCUUCCCUGUUAGCUGUGGAAGUGACACUGACCAGUAGAAACUCUGUUUAACCUCAUUUUACUCUAGGCUCUACUACAGUUUCUACCUGUAGUUGUUGGUGGUUGGAAAUUGAAGAAAUGUCAAAUGUCAGAAGAAAUGUGAUGUAUUCGGUGUAGAUGAUGAUGUAUUUUGGUAUCCUUUGCUAAAGUAAUCGCAAAGGGUCUUCCAUAGUGUAGUCUGAGAUUAACUACAUAGUUGCACGCUUGAAACAGCCAAAUAUUUUACUGAUGCCUUCAUACAAUAGAAUAGUGGUCUCUGUAAAAUCCAUUACUUAUCCAUUAUUGUCUUGAUGGCCCUGUCAUUGAUUAACGUUGCGCUUUUUCUUCACUAAAAUAUCCUGAUGACAUGAAGGUGCAAUUUUCAGUGUAGAUAGAGGUGUGUGUGUGUGUGUGUGUGUGUGUGUGUGUGUGUGUGUAUGGGAGGGGGGGGGCAUGUAGUUGUUACAUGUUGAAGUUCAGGUUUUCUAUACACCCUGUUACAAUGGUGUUUUCAAGAAAUAUUUUACUUUAAAAAAAUGAUUAGAAGUCUCAGUUGUAUCACAAUACACCCAUCUGCCCUUAUGGUGUCUGAAGGGGAAAUUAAAAUGUAUUUUAAGUUAGUGUUUAUGGCUCAUUGAACUCGGUUGUUUAGAUGAUAUUCUGUACAUGUGCCAAAUCAUGUUCUGCUCUUUUCCCUCAAUAAAUUACGAACAUUCAGUAGAAA
Micropterus dolomieu (smallmouth bass) is the source of this 2749-nucleotide messenger RNA. It is a transcript of the gene fbxo22, whose product is annotated as F-box protein 22. Gene Ontology annotation, biological process: regulation of skeletal muscle fiber development; positive regulation of proteasomal ubiquitin-dependent protein catabolic process; protein polyubiquitination. The transcript has 7 exons. Bases 87 to 1250 code for a protein of 387 amino acids. NCBI's taxonomy places the organism in Eukaryota, Metazoa, Chordata, Actinopteri, Centrarchiformes, Centrarchidae. Gene Ontology annotation, molecular function: protein binding. The record is from RefSeq and is a predicted model, not a curated record.